Cygnus atratus (black swan) is the source of this 858-nucleotide messenger RNA. RefSeq names its product homeobox protein vent1-like. The coding region runs from base 1 to 858 and encodes 285 amino acids. NCBI's taxonomy places the organism in Eukaryota, Metazoa, Chordata, Aves, Anseriformes, Anatidae. The record is from RefSeq and is a predicted model, not a curated record. Gene Ontology annotation, biological process: regulation of DNA-templated transcription. Gene Ontology annotation, molecular function: DNA-binding transcription factor activity, RNA polymerase II-specific; DNA binding. The transcript is spliced from 3 exons.
AUGAGCCAGACUGAACUUCCUUUGGCAGAGACCAAGCCCUACGGGGUCAGGCCCCACAUUUGCUGCGCACCCCCUCCCCGCGCCCCGACCUCGCUGGGCAGCAGCCCCCUCCUGGCCAGAGCCGAGCCCCGACGGGGGGGACCGCGGCCGAGCCAGCCCGCGGACAGCGAGCCCUGCGCGGCGGAGCGGGGCGCAGCCAGCCCCCGGGAGCCCAGCGACCCCUGCCCGUCGGAGCCAGCCCCCGACGGCGGCUGGCUGAGCGCCGACGAGUCCUCGGGCUACGAGAGCGAGAGCGCGGGUGCGGAGCGCAGCGGCGGGGCGGUGGCACCGGGCGCGACCCGCGGACGGCAGCGGCGGGCGAGGACGGCCUUCACCGCGGAGCAGGUCUGCCGGCUGGAGAAGACCUUCCAGCGCCAGAAGUACCUGGGGGCCUCGGAGCGGAGGAAGCUGGCAGCUGCCCUGCAGCUCUCAGAGAUCCAGAUCAAGACCUGGUUUCAGAACCGGAGGAUGAAACUUAAGAGGCAAAUCCAGGACCACCAGCAUAGCCUCGUGUCUCCUGCUCCGCUCUACAGUUACCCACCGGGAACCCCGCCAGCCCUCCUUCACGAGGAGGGCUUUCCGCUGUCUUUCCACUAUCCCUUUGCUCCACAGCACCAGAGACUCCUGCCCCUUACCCCGGUGCCUGCUGUGCAGUUCAGCUUCUCCUUUCCCAGAUACGAUGUAUUGCAAAGCACCUACCACUUUAUGGCAAAUGAGCUGCCAUACUAUCAUCAGCACUGGCUUCCUCCUCAUCCUUCUUUCCAUCCAGUUAUUCAGAAUAAAAUGGACAAGAAAUGCCAUCCUGCAUAUGCAUUAUAG